CCCGUCUUUUUCACCUCAGUGCUGCCGCCAUUUUGGUGUCGAGUGCUAUCGGAUACCGCCAGAAGCCCGGAGAAAGGCCGACACCAUGCCGGCGGGUCCAGUGCAGCUGUUGGCUCCUCAGGCGCCCGAGGGAGGGCAGCAGCAAAUGGAGGAGGAAAAAAAAGAAGAGGUGGUUUACACUAAGCCUAUUGUGGGUAUCAUCUAUCCUCCACCAGAGGUCCGAAAUAUUGUGGACAAGACUGCAAGCUUUGUGGCAAGAAAUGGCCCAGAGUUUGAAGCCAGAAUCCGUCAAAAUGAAAUCAACAAUCCUAAGUUUAAUUUCUUGAACCCAAAUGAUCCUUAUCAUGCUUACUACCGUCACAAGGUCAAUGAGUUCAAAGAGGGAAAAGCGCAGGAGCCAUCUGCUGCCAUACCUAAAGUUAUGCAGCAACAGCAGUCUGUACAGCAGCUUCCACAGAAGGUUCAAGCUCAGGUUGUCCAAGAAAGCAUAGUUCCAAAGGAACCCCCUCCAGAGUUUGAGUUUGUAGCUGAUCCACCGUCUAUCUCUGCCUUUGACCUGGAUGUGGUGAAACUGACAGCCCAGUUUGUGGCUCGUAACGGGCGCCAGUUUUUGACCCAACUGAUGCAGAAGGAACAGAGAAAUUACCAGUUUGACUUCCUUCGGCCCCAGCACAGUCUUUUCAACUACUUCACCAAGCUUGUGGAACAAUAUACUAAGAUUUUGAUUCCUCCAAAGGGAUUACUCCCCAAGCUGAAGAAAGAAGCUGAGAACCCCACGGAGGUUUUAGACCAGGUGCGUUAUCGUGUGGAGUGGGCUAAAUUUCAGGAAAGGGAGAGGAAAAAAGAGGAAGAGGAGAAAGAGCGAGAACGUGUGGCCUAUGCACAAAUUGAUUGGCAUGACUUUGUGGUAGUGGAAACAGUUGACUUCCAGCCUAAUGAACAAGGCAACUUUCCACCUCCAACAACACCAGAGGAGCUGGGUGCCCGUAUAUUGAUCCAAGAGCGAUACGAGAAAUUUGGUGAAAGUGAAGACGUGGAAAUGGAAGUUGAGUCUGAUGAGGAAGAAGAAGUAAAGGAUGGCAAGGGUGACGAAGGCACAUCUCAAAUGGAUCAGGAUACUCAAGUGCAGGAUAUGGAUGAGGGUUCAGAUGAUGAAGAUUAUGCACAGAAGGCUCCUCUUCCCCCUGAGUCACCAAUGCAACCACCUUUACCUCCCACACCAGAUCAAGUAAUAGUUCGAAAAGAUUAUGAUCCAAAAGCCUCUAAACCGCAGCCACCAGCUCCUGCGUCGGAUGAAUACCUUGUAUCUCCUAUCACUGGGGAGAAGAUUCCUGCCAGCAAGAUGCAGGAGCAUAUGCGUAUUGGACUCUUGGAUCCCCGCUGGUUGGAACAGAGAGAUCGCUCCAUUCGAGAGAAGCAAGGGGAUGAUGAAGUUUACGCUCCAGGCUUGGAUAUCGAAAGCAGCUUGAAGCAGUUGGCUGAACGCCGUACCGAUAUUUUCGGUGUUGAGGAAACCGCUAUUGGUAAAAAGAUUGGAGAGGAAGAGAUCCAGAAACCAGAGGAGAAGGUUACAUGGGAUGGACACUCUGGCAGCAUGGCACGUACCCAACAAGCUGCACAGGCCAAUAUUACACUACAGGAGCAAAUUGAGGCCAUCCAUAAGGCUAAGGGUUUGGUUCCUGAAGAGGAUGGCAAGGACAAGAUAGGACCUAGCAAGCCCAAUGAAGUCACACAGCCGCCUCCUCCAUCCUCUGCACCUACCAUGACCAGCCCUGCUCCGCCCAUCAACUCUGCUCCAAGACCACCUCCUCCACGUGUUAAUACUACUAUGGUGUCCGCUUUACCUGUGAUGCAGAGACCUCCCAUGGGCUCUGUGGUGCGCCUUCCUCACGGCUCUGUUUUAACUGCUCCGAUGCCUCCUAUUCUGCACGCACCAAGGAUAAAUGUGGUACCAAUGCCACCAAACCCAUCCUCAAUGAUGGCACAGAGAGGACCACACAUGAUUGUUCCAGCAGCAUUUGUCUCUGCUCCUCCUGUUGCACCUGUUCCUACACAAGCUCCAAUGCCCCCAGCUCAUCCACCACCACCAUUGGACGAUGAACCAUCUGCCAAGAAAAUGAAAAGUGAGGACUCUCUUAUUCCAGAGGAAGAGUUCUUGCGCAGGCACAAGGGUCCAGUCACUGUUAAAGUACAAGUGCCCAAUAUGCAGGACAAGACAGAAUGGAAGCUGAACGGCCAGAUUCUGGCAUUCACCCUUCCACUUCCUGAUCAGGUCUCUGUAAUAAAGGUUAAGAUUCACGAGGCAACUGGAAUGCCGGCUGGGAAGCAGAAGCUUCAGUAUGAUGGAAUCUUUAUUAAAGAUUCAAACUCUCUCGCUUACUACAACAUGCAGAAUGGAGCUACAAUCCACUUGGCUCUGAAGGAGAGAGGAGGUCGUAAAAAAUAAAAACUGAAACCAUCAUUGUUUUGACAACGUGCAUCUUUGCUACCGGAUUGUGCUGAUGUAAUGCUAAUUGUUCAUGUAUGUAGUACAUAGAUUUAGAUUAAGUUGCUAGAUAUGUCACUAGCUCAUUAUGAUUAUUUUUGAGCAUGGUUCCAUGCAGAUCUUGCACUUUUUAAACAAGACCUGUGUAAGGUGAAAAGUUUUACAGAUAAGUUGCUUUGACAUGAAAAGAUUGUUACUCUCCUAUCGGCAUUUGUACAAUAAAGACAAUAC
Messenger RNA from Nanorana parkeri, 2716 nucleotides. It is a transcript of the gene SF3A1, whose product is annotated as splicing factor 3a subunit 1. The transcript has 16 exons. The coding region runs from base 86 to 2446 and encodes 786 amino acids. The record is from RefSeq and is a predicted model, not a curated record. Gene Ontology annotation, biological process: regulation of alternative mRNA splicing, via spliceosome; mRNA cis splicing, via spliceosome. Gene Ontology annotation, cellular component: U2 snRNP; catalytic step 2 spliceosome; U2-type prespliceosome. NCBI's taxonomy places the organism in Eukaryota, Metazoa, Chordata, Amphibia, Anura, Dicroglossidae. Gene Ontology annotation, molecular function: RNA binding; protein binding.